AUCUACCUAAGGAAGUGUCUAUGCGGGUACAACCAUAUAAAGAACUGACACUGCCUCGUUGUACUGUAAAACUCCAACUCCACCUUUUCGAAAUCUACAAUCAUGGCUCCUUCUGCUACCGAAACAAUCACCAUUCCAAGCCAAACCGAGACACCAACGGUAAAGCUGACCUCCAAUUCUGGUCCAUAUAAGGAGUUAGCUCCAAUUGGUUACGAAAAGUCCGCCGAGGAAGAAGGCAGUCAUCCUGCCAAAGUAAGUAGUCAGGGAGACGACUCCAUAACCUAUCUAACAAGUGAACAGUAUCAGAAUUAUCUACCGCACUGGGGCAAUGAGCUUUACCCUCCUCUUGAACGAUACGAACACCGAGACCGAGGCAUAGAUGCUGAUACAAAAUACCCCGAUCUACUCUCAGAGGGAGUCGAAGUCAAUGACUUGACACCUACAAUUGGUACUGAGGUCACAGGUGUGCAAAUCAGCAAGUUGAGUAACGCAGGCAAGGACCAAUUGGCAAGACUCGUUGCAGAAAGAAAGGUUAUUGCAUUUCGGGAUCAGGACUUUGCAGACUUGCCAAUUCCUGACGCCUUAGACUACGUUCGAUAUUUUGGGCGUCUACAUAGUAAGACUUCUCCAAGGUUCUUUGCUCUUCUCGCUUGUUUCAGAACUCGAUACUUUUUUCUCAAUUAGUAUUCUCUACUUCAUGAUGGCUUUAGCGAUGAUUUCAGAAGAUAGUACUGACUGAGAUUCUCAAUAGUCCACCCAACCUCUGGAGCUCCAAAGGGUCACCCGGAGGUCCAUCUAGUACACAGGGGCUUGGGAGAUAAAACCGCACAAGCAUUUUUCCAAACCAGAACAAGUUCUGUGGCCUGGCACUCAGACGUAUCAUAUGAAAACCAGCCUCCCGGAACAACAUUUCUGUAUAUCUUAGAUGUCCCCGAAGCAGGAGGCGACACUCUUUUCGCAAACCAAGUCGAGGCCUACAAUCGACUUAGCCCAGCUUUCCAGGAGAGACUUCAUGGAUUGAAAGCAAUCCAUUCUGGAAUUGAGCAGGUAGAAGCCUCGAGAAGUAAAGGGGGAGCUGUACGAAGAGAGCCAGUGACGACUGAGCACCCUCUCGUGAGAACACACCCUGCAACUGGGGAGAAAGCGUUAUAUGUCAACCCGCAAUGUAAGUGUUUUGUAUUUGCAGUCGCACCUCAAUGAUUACUAAUGUGGCGUCAGUUACUCGAAGUAUUGUUGGGUACAAGCAGGAAGAGAGCGAUAUGUUAUUGGUAAGUCAUAUUCUUAGCAUGAUUGCAAGCUAGGCCAACACGUUCAAGAAAUUCCUCUAUGACCAUAUUGCAUAUGGAGCAGACUUCCAGGCCAGACUUAAGUGGCAAGCGAAAACCGUGGUUGUCUGGGACAAUAGAACGACAAGUCACUCAGCUCUAGUGGACUGGAAAACGGGACAGAGACGCCAUCUCGCUAGAAUUGCUCCUCAAGCUGAGGCUCCAUUUGAGACUCCUUUCAAGGCUUGAAGGAACUUUGGUCGUUUAUUUUGAGAUGCUCUGUAAGUCAGGCAAUUCCCACACGUAAGAGAUAAGUGAGCAGUCAAACAAUGAUACCAGGCGAACUUUGAUGGGUAUGCUGGACUUGGUGGAAUAUUGGCAGGGUUCUGUGAACUCGAUGGGCCAAAGGG
This is a messenger RNA of Hymenoscyphus albidus, 1675 nucleotides long. The record is from the annotation of a GenBank genome assembly. Lineage: Eukaryota; Fungi; Ascomycota; Leotiomycetes; Helotiales; Helotiaceae.